AUGGGUUUUAUCAAUGAAAGUAAUCAUUCGUUAUCAUUUUCAUUUGAUGAUGAUACAGAUUUUUCUCAUAAACUUAAUAUCAUACAAGGAUGUAUUUAUAUUCCAAUUUUUUGUGCUGGCAUAGCUAAUAAUUUAUUAACUAUCUUAAUUAUUUUACUAAAUCGAGAUAUGCAUACAGUUACGAACUGUUAUUUACUAAAUUUAGCUAUAAGUGAUAGUUUACCAUUAAUUGUUAGUUUACCAUUUGAAAUAGCGUUUUUACCAAUUACAGUACCAUGGGGACAACUUGGUUGUAAACUUCGAAGUCUUCUUGCUGAAACUUCUACAAAUGCAUCAAUUUUAACCAUUAGUGCAUUUACAAUUGAACGUUAUUUAGCUGUAUGUAGACCACUUCAUACAUCAUUUUUAUCAACAACUCGACGUGCGAUUAAAAUACAAAUAUUCAUAUGGUUUAUUGCAAUCUUAUCUUCGACACCUUAUUUAUAUAUAACAAAAAAAGUCCAUAAUUUUUGUUCAUUCGAUCAAGAUUUUCAUUUAUUAAUUAAAAUAUGUUUUUAUAUAUCGGCAACAAUUUUUUUUGUAUUACCCGUAUUUAUUCUUUGUAUAUUAUAUGCAUUAAUGGCACAACGUUUAUAUUCAGCUGGUUUACUUCAUGGUGUACGUUUGUCAAAAAUUAGUAGAAGAGAAUCAUAUUCAAUAUCAGGACAUUUAAGAAGUAUUGAAAAUGAUAAUACUGGUUUAGAAUAUAAAUUUAAAAAUUUUUCUCGUUCAUCAACACGUUCUCUCAUGAGAAAAGAUCCAUCUAUACGACGUAAUAAUAGUUUUACAGCUACACAACAAUUAAAUGUUCCAUCAAUGAAAAAAUCAGCUUUUAAAAUGCUUUGUAAGUAUAUUUAUAUGAAUUAUUUAAAAAAAUAUCAUAUUGAUUAUAAUAUAAAAUAUUCUAUUAUGAAAUAUUAUUCACCAAAUUAA
This is a messenger RNA of Rotaria sp. Silwood1, 972 nucleotides long. Lineage: Eukaryota; Metazoa; Rotifera; Eurotatoria; Philodinida; Philodinidae. The record is from the annotation of a GenBank genome assembly.